Molecule: messenger RNA, 1443 nt
Organism: Eruca vesicaria subsp. sativa (arugula)
Lineage: Eukaryota; Viridiplantae; Streptophyta; Magnoliopsida; Brassicales; Brassicaceae
Source: the annotation of a GenBank genome assembly
AAAAACUUUACUUAAUCUCAAUAAAAAUUCUCUUAGUUCUUGAGUUUACUGCGUUUGAAGAUCCUUCUCAAAUCGAGAUCUUCCACAGCUAAACUUCGGUUCCACGUUUUCUGAACUUUGAAUCGAUCAUAAAGCUAACAUCCGACUAGCUUUAUCAGAUUCUGAAGGAAAACUCAAAUCUAGGGUUUUUUAUCGCCCCUUCUCGGCAGCGGUCAAUGGCGAGUGUGUACAUACCCGUUCAGAACUCAGAAGAAGAAGUUAGGGUUGUUCUUGAUCAGUUCCCUCGCGACUCCUCCGAUAUCCUUGAUAUCCUCAAAGCCUAACAAGCUCCUCUUGAUCUCUUGCUCAUCAUCGCGAGAGAGUACUUCAAGCAAGGAAUUGAUCAGUUUCGUAAAAUAUUGGAGGAAGGGUCAAGUUUCUAUUGGUAAAUUCGAGACAAAACACAAAUAAAAAGAAGAUUAUUUUAUCUUGGCUACAAAAUACUACAACAAAGCGUCCAGGAUCAAUAUGCAUGAACCCAUCACUUGGGUUGGGAAAGGAAAUUAAUCACUAUCAGAUUCUUAUUCUUUUUGUGAUGGUCGCUGUAUACGUUUUAUGGUCCACUCAUGUUUUUUAGAAGGUCAGCUGUUACUGGCUAAGGGUGAAAUAGAUCAUUUCAGGUAUUUACGAUCGGGUUUGACAAUGCUUCUGAUAAUAUUCCUGCUCUUCUGGGUCAGGUAUAAUCAAUAAUUGCUCACAAAAGGAUCUCCUUGUGACUAUAUAUGAAAGUGUACAUUGUGAGAGGAGGAAGGUACUUGUUCAAGCAUCUUCCUGAUGCUUUCAAAGGGAUCAAGCAGAUUGGUGUCACUGGCUGGGGAUCUCAGGGACCUGCCCAAGCUCAAAAUUUAAGGGAUUCGCUAGUGAAAGCAAAGUCUGACAUUGUUGUUAAUAUUGGGCUUAGAAAGGGCUCUAAAUCUUUUGAGGAGGCACGUGCUGUGGUCUUCACCGAAGAAAGUGGUACUUUGGGUGAUAUAUGGGAAACUAUCUCUGGCUGCGAUCUUGUGUUGCUUUUGAUCUUAUAUGCUGCUCAGGCUGAUAACUAUGAGAAAAUAUUCUAUCCAUGUAUGGAGAAAGAUAUCUGUAGAGAAACCAGAUUCAUUCGUUACUGAUGCGUUGUGUACAACUCCUUGUCUGAAGAAGGCAAAAAGGAUAUCGAGAGUGCAUCCUACUAUCCAUGUAUGGAGAAAGGUCGACUGGUGCAAUACGAGAAAAGGGAUUUAAUUUUGAUUAUCCAAGGUUAAUGAAACUAUUGUACCAAUGUUAAAACCAGUUUAAGCUUUACGAAAGAGAGUGAUCAGUCCAUCUCCUUUUGACAUGCUUUCUCUCUUUGUAUUCCCAAGUUCAAUAACAAAAAGAUUGUAGUAACCGAUAUCAAAAAUAAGCAAAAUAUAACUAAGAAUUCCC